UUCAGUCGGUACAACAGUUUCAUCAGCUGUGAACUUAUUGUUCUGUUGUAGAUACAAAACUGCCACAUCUAAGGAGCAUAUCAGCCUGUGGAGUAUGAGCACAUGGGACGCUAAAUUGUAAGCGUUAGGCUAAUUUUCAAGCAAGAAAACUUAAUCAAGAAAUAAACAGAGUAAUGACUACCCGUUAUAUAUGUUGCGCAUGCAACCGUUUUCCACAUUCUCUUGACUGGGGAUAUAAUGGAGUUGUUUGUUAUGGAGCCUGCAAUGCUGUUGCAUUAUACAAACCAGACAAUUUUGGCACUGGUAAAGUUUUUAAAACACUUCAUCGACAUAGUGGACGAGUUAUCGGUCUUCGAUGGAUUAAAAAGCCGGAUUUGCAACCAGAAACUGAGUUUUUAUCAGCAUCAAAUGAUGGCACUGCUAUUAUCUGGUCAAAAACCAGUGACACGUUUGAGCCUACAUCAAUACUGAAAAAUACUGAUGCUCUUACCAUUGCCAAUGCAUUGUACGUUCCUGAAGAUGAUAACAGUUCAAGUGAAGACUACCAUACAUUAAUUAUCUGUACAGGAUCCAUUAAUGGAGAUUUCAAACUUUGGAAAAGAAACAGUAAUAGGGAUCUUCACUGUUUUCAAACAUUGGAACUUAAGCAAAAGUUGCCAGUCGAAGCUGUAUUUUCAUUUUUGCCCAAUUGUCAAAAGCCUCUAUUAGCUUUGUCAAUGGAGGACUCUUCAGUGCAAUUAUAUUGUCAGGAUUCAUCAGAAAAUUUUAUAAAAGUUCAAUUAUUGGUUGGUCACGAAGAUUGGAUUCGUUGUAUGGAUUUUGCUCAUGACAACAAUGGCAAUGUGCUCUUAGCUACUGGUUCACAGGAUAGCACAAUACGUUUAUGGAAAAUUUCUAUGGACAAAGAAGAAAUUGAUCCUGAUGAACUUAAACAGAAAAAACAACAAUUUCUUGUUGAAAAAAUAAAAUAUAAUGUCACAUUGGAAUCUAUUUUAAGUAGCCAUGAGGGAUGGAUUUAUGGAAUACAUUGGCAUCCAGCAAAAAUUUGUAAUGGAAAAUAUGAUCAACCUAUGAAAUUAUUAUCAUCUUCGCUCGAUAAAACUAUGAUAAUUUGGGAACCUGAUCCUGUAAGUGGUAUUUGGUUAGAGUCAAUAAGAGUUGGAGAUGUUGGUGGAAAUUCCGUAGGAUUUUAUGGUUGUAAAUUUGGACCAAAUGGAGAGAGUAUACUAGCUCAUGGAUACCAGGGAUCUUUCCAUAUUUGGAAAUAUUUACAAGAAACAAAUAACUGGGCUCCGGAAACAGCACCUAGUGGCCAUUUUGCAGAAGUUGUAGAUUUAUGUUGGGAUUCAAAGGGAAGAUUUCUAAUGACAACUAGCUCAGAUCAAACCACAAGAAUUCAUGCACCCUGGAGGUAUGAGUUAGAUGAGUGUUGGCAUGAAAUAGGACGUCCUCAAGUUCACGGCUAUGACAUGUCUUGUCUAGCAAUGUUAUCCCCUUACAUGUUUGCAUCAGGUGCUGAAGAAAAAGUAAUAAGAACAUUCACGGCGCCAGCAACGUUUAUAAACUAUUUAAAGAAACUAGCUAAUGCCAAUGAUUUCCAAGGAGUUUUAGCUGAGAGUGCUUCGGUGCCUGCACUUGGCUUAACAAAUAAAGCGGUUUUUGAAGGAGAAAAAGCAACUGGAGAAAACUUAUAUGUUGGUUAUUCAAAAGAUCUAAACUAUGAACAACCUCCAACUGAAGAGGAAUUAAUUCAACACACACUAUGGCCAGAGUUACAAAAGUUAUAUGGACAUGGGUAUGAAAUAUUUUCCCUGGCUGCAAGACACGAUGGUUCUAUGCUUGCUACAGCUUGUAAAUCUACGUCGCCUGAACACUCUGCUAUUAUUCUAUGGAGUACAAAGACUUGGUCACAAGUUCAAAAAUUAGUGUCUCACCAGCUGACAGUAACGCAAUUGGCAUUCUCUCCAAAUGAUCGAUUCUUAGUAUCAGUAUCAAGGGAUAGAAGAUGGUCCCUGUUUCAACAGGAUGAAAAUUCGUAUAAUUUAAUAGCUGCUAGUUUAAAGAAGGAUAGUCUGCACAGUCGUAUAAUUUGGUCCUGUGCGUGGUCGCAUGAUUCAAAGUACUAUGCGACAGGAUCCCGUGAUGGAAAAAUCGGUAUAUGGAGUACUUCUAUUCAGAAUGAUAAUGUAGUCAUGCCGAUUACCAGUUUGGAUAGUAAAGACAAUUCAGUAACAGCGAUUGCAUUCGCACCAUUGUUUGUUAACAUGGAUGCAUAUGUUAUAGCAAUUGGUUUUGAUAGUGGUAAUAUAGAAAUUCAGAAAGUUGUAAUAGAGAGUGGAAACCCUGUUUGGAAAAAAUAUGUCACAUACAAUACAUCUGAAGCUCAUCAUUUAACAGUUAAAAGGCUCAUGUUCCAGCCAGAAGGAGAAAACUCACAGAAAGGAAUUCUACAGUUAGCAAGUUGUAGCUGUGAUCAUACAGUUAAAAUUUACCAGUUUAAUAUUACGGAGCUGUCUCUUUUGUAAAUUUUACAUGCAAGAAUAAACGUUUAUUUAUAUACUCGG
Cephus cinctus (wheat stem sawfly) is the source of this 2564-nucleotide messenger RNA. It is a transcript of the gene Elp2, whose product is annotated as probable elongator complex protein 2. Bases 174 to 2525 code for a protein of 783 amino acids. Gene Ontology annotation, cellular component: elongator holoenzyme complex. Lineage: Eukaryota; Metazoa; Arthropoda; Insecta; Hymenoptera; Cephidae. Gene Ontology annotation, molecular function: protein binding. Gene Ontology annotation, biological process: tRNA wobble uridine modification. The record is from RefSeq and is a predicted model, not a curated record. The transcript has 2 exons.